ACUUGACAGCAUUGCUCAUGGCAGCUCCUUUGGCCCUUGGUGAUGUUGAAAUUGAGAUUAUCGAUAAACUGAUUACUAUUCCCUACGUUGAUAUGACUUUGAAACUGAUGGAGCGCUUUAGAGUCCAUGUGGAGCACAGUGGUAACUGGGAUAGGUUCUUGGUCCACGGAGGUCAAAAGUACAAGUCUCCUGGGAAUGCUUUUGUUGAAGGCGAUGCUUCUAGUGCCAGCUACUUCCUCGCAGGUGCAGCUGUUACCGGUAGGACUAUCACAGUUGUAGGCUGCGGCACAAGUAGUUUACAGAAUCAUCCUGCUGUUGUUGUGCCUAGGCUUCCUGCUGGUUUGAAUUUGCCUAGCCCAGUCAGGAGAUGUCAAGAUUAACUUUCAAUGUGGAGCUUGAUGCUGCUAACGCAACUUAGUUAUCUAUUAAUAUUUUAGAUUAUUCUAUCUUUAAGUGCUAAGUGUAAUUUGUGACAUUCAUGUAACAUUGGGAUGGUCAUCUUAUUUUUUUUUUGGUAUUUUUUUAUUAAGACAAUGAGAUAUUGGCCAAUGAUGUUGAAAAAUAACAUCCAAUUUUAUAGGUAUCAUGUAAUGAAUAUUAUGUUUAUUUAUGUGAUUUUUGGCUUUCUUUUUUCAA
This is a messenger RNA of Arachis ipaensis, 636 nucleotides long. The record is from RefSeq and is a predicted model, not a curated record. Lineage: Eukaryota; Viridiplantae; Streptophyta; Magnoliopsida; Fabales; Fabaceae.